Messenger RNA from Chironomus riparius, 836 nucleotides. NCBI's taxonomy places the organism in Eukaryota, Metazoa, Arthropoda, Insecta, Diptera, Chironomidae. The record is from the annotation of a GenBank genome assembly.
CGCGAUUCUUUGGGCUCGUUGACUAGCUACGUAACGUUUAAGGGGUGUUUUUUUAUUGCGUUACGUAACAUGUUAACGGUUUCUUGUUUUCAAACAAAAAUGCAAGAUCAAGAAUCGGAAAAUUCAUUAACUUAUGAAAAUUCCGAUAAUAGUGACUUUGUGGAAGAGGAGAUCUUAGUGUAUCUUGAUAUUGAACAAACGUCUAUUUCGGAGAAUGAAAUAAGAGAUGCACCAUGCCUUAGAAUAGUCGCAAAUGACAAAAAUUCAUUGUUGCAAAUCAACAAUCGAUUUUUUGAAGGAAAAUUUGAUUACUCAAUAGGAACACACGUAUUUUUCGAAAGGAACGAAAAUUCUGCUGUUGAUCCACUGUAUUGUCGCUGUGAUUCUGUGUACGAAUUUAAUGCAAAAACAAAUAAAAUAUUAAGCAUGAAUCGUGUCCUAUUAAAAGAUAUAUCCAUAGAAGAUGAAAUCGCUCAACAAGCUGAAUCAAAAUCCGAAGAUAAUGACUUGAAAGUCAGCAAAACUUAUGGACAAGCAUUAAAUCUGUUUUUAACACCAAAGAGAACGCUACCGAGGAAAGUCAAUGAUGAUGACGAGAAAGUUUUGAUAGAUUUAAUCAAUACUCAUUCAGAUCAGAAUAUUAUGGAAACUGAAGAAUUAAGUACAUUGACAGAAGCUAUGGAUCAAAAUAGUUUAGAGCCCGAAAGCUAGCGAAAUAAAUAGUGUAGAGCUAGCAAAUGCUAGGCUUGAUAAGAUUAAUAAAUAUGUAUGAAAUAUAAAAUAAAAUGAUAAUGAAUAAGUAAAUUAAUUUGUAAACAUUGAAGGAAAUGUUUUCG